AUGGAGUGCAGCAACUCCCUAGGCCACGACGGCCCCACCAACGGGUCAGCAGCAGCAGCAGCAGCAGCAGCAGCGCCGUUUGCUGCGAAUGCAGCAGCAGAGUGCCCCCCAGCCGCCGACGGCGCAGCAGAUGCUGCAGCCGCGGGGGCCCCAGCGCCAUCCCCAGCAGCAGCAGCAACAGCAGCCCCAGCAGCAGGAGCAGCAGCAGCCCCAGCAGCAGCAGCAGCAGCAGCAGCAGGGCCUUGGAAGUGCAGCGUUUGCUUAGUAUCCAACGAAGCUUCGUGCGAUGUCUGCCCCUGCUGCGAGACGGGCAGAGACGGACAGACACAUGCGGCAAAGACAUCAUCAUUUCCUAGGGGCAGCAGCGGGGCCUCUGUCUUCUUAGGGGGUUCUACAGAUGGUGCUGCUGCUGCUGCUGCUCCUGCUGCUCCUGCUGCUGCUGGAGGCCCACGGAAGAGCGCAGGCUUUACACCAAUAUUGAAUACCGAUGCUACGCCCUUCACCCUCGCAGACCAGCAGCAGCAGCAGCAGCAGCAGCAGCAGCAGCCACGAGGGUUCGUCUUUAGCGUCCCCUCAGCUGAGCAGCAGCAGCAGCAGCAGCAGCAGCAGCCAAAGGGGUUUGUCUUUACUCCGCCGCCUUCUUGUGAUCUUCAGACCCAGCAGCAGCAGCAGCAAAAGCAGCAGGAGCAGCAGGAGCAGGAGGAGCAGGAGGAGCUGAAGAAUUUAGUGCAGCAGCAGCAGCAGGAGGAGGAGGAAGCAAAGAAGCUGCUGCUGUCUCCUGAAGCUAGCUGCAGCAAACCUACAGGUUUUUUGUAUAUGUUUGGGUCGGGGGAGAUGGAGCAGAUAGCUUUUUUAAAUGCAGAGAAAGAAGGCGGAGAAGUCAUACACCCUCGCCUUAUCCCUCUGCAGCAGCAGCAGCAGCAGCAGCAGCAGCAGAUGCAGGUGGUGAAGGUUUGCACCGGAGCGCUGCACACUGUGCUGCUGCUUGCUGAUAAUCGCUGCUGCUCCUUCGGCUGCAACGAUGAGGGGGCCCUCGGCAGAGAUUGCAAGGAUACCCCUCCUAAUGAACCCGGUUUUGUGGAUUUGACUGAUGUUGCUGCUGUUGCAUGCGGCGACUCGCACACUGCCUUCCUUACAAAGGAGGGCGAGUUGCUGCUGUGCGGAUCCUAUAGGGCAUGUGGAGAAGACCAUACAGCUGCACUGGAGAUAGGGGGCGGCGCUGUUUGGCUGUGGGGCAGCAACGACUUCGGACAGCUAGCUACGAGAUCUGCUGCUGCUGCUGCUUCUGCUGCUGCUGCAGCAGUGCUUGACGCGAGCGGAGAAGCAACAACGACAGCAGCAGCAGCAGCUGCUGCUGCAGCAACGGAAGAAGCUAUAGAAGAAAAACGGAGACUGCUGCGGCCAGCAAGGAGAUCUCUUGAAAGCCUGUGUCUGCCCGUGCAGGUUGAGGCCCUUACAGCUGUCUACUGCGGGCGCUGCACGACUUUUGUUGCAGCAGCAGCAGCAGCAACAGCAACAACAGCAGCAGCAGCAAAAGAGACACUGCUCUUCGGCUGCGGACGCAACACACAGGGCGAGCUCGGUCUGUGGCCCUCUCCACAGCAACCACAGCAGCAGCAGCAGCAGCAGCAGCAGCAGCAGGAAGCAGUAGUAUGUCGGGGAUCUCGCCGCUGCGUAGCAGCAGGACAUCCUCAGUUGCUGCCUUUAUGUGAGGGGAGUUGUGGGGUGCGAUUCCGGUGGGUGGGAUCGGGGAGCGAUCAUGCACUUGCGGUGUCUCUGUCCGGGUGUCUCUAUGCGUGGGGUGCGGGGCAAAACUAUCAGCUGGGAACGGGAGACGAUCCCACGCUCCUCCCGUCUCCCGCCAGGAUCCCACCCCACACCUUCAACCAAAGAUUUGUCUUACAGGCAUGCGGUGGGGCGCAGCACUCGGCGGCGUUGGUAUGGGACGGCAAGUACGCGGAGCAGCAGCAGCAGGAGCAGCAGCAGCAGCAGCGUGAUGGAGAAGUGCUGGUUGCUGCUGCUGCUGAGGAGACACCUGGUGCAGCAGAGAAGCAGCAGAAGCGCUCGAUUGAGGAGGAAGCAGCAGAAGACGCAGCAAGGCCGGCAAAGAAAGCAAAACAGGGAGAAGAGGCAGCGCUGGAGGUGCUAACACACCUGGAGGGUGCAGCAGCAGAGCAGCAGCAGACUGCAGCAGAAGAGCAGCAGCCAGCAGCAGCAGCAGAGGAGGGUAUGGCAGUAGAGGAGCAGCAGCACCGCGGUGGUGAGAAGAUGGAGGCAGCAGCAACUGCGGCAACUGCAGCAGCAGCGGCUUCUGCUGCCGCAGAGACGGCUGCUGCUGCUGCUGAGAGUGCUGCUGCUGCCGCCAGUGAUGCUGCUGGUGCAGCAGAUAUAGCAGCUUCGGCAGCAGAAACUGCAGCAGCAGCAGCAGCAACAGCAGCAGCUGCUGCAGGGGGACCAUCAGCAGCCCUCGACGAGGAAGAGACAAAAGAGAGGGAGGCAGCAGAUCAGGAGGAGCAGCAGCAGGAGCAGCAGCAGCAGGAGCAGCCUGCUGCUGCGAAGCGGCAGCAGAGACGCAGGAGUUCUGCGGCAGCAGAAGAAAAGGCUCAAGAGGAGCAGCAGCAGCAGCAGCCAGAAGAAGAAGGUGAGGCUGCUGCUGCAGAUGCAGCAGCAGCAAGCAGCAAGAAGAGUCGCGUUGCUGCCUCCGGCCGCAGGGCCUCCACUGCUCGUCAGGUGGCUGUUGCACAGAAGGCAGCAGCAGCAGCGAAGGAAGCAGCAGCAGCAGCAAAAGAAGCAGCAGAAGCACUAAAAGAAGCAGCAGCAGGUGCUGCCGCGGCCUCAUCGGGUCACAGCGACCAUGAAGGCGAAAGCAGCAGCAGCAGCAGCAGCAGCAAAGAGGCAGAAGAUGCACAAGAGGAAGAAGCUUCAGAUGGGGCAUCUGCUGCUGCUUCACCGAAGUCUCGCUCAGCAGCAGCAGCAACAGCAGCAGCAGCAGCAAAGAAGAAAGCACCUCAAACUGCAGCAGCGCGCGCAUCGGAGGCAGCACAGCCAGGGAAGAAAACAGCACCACGAGGAGCUGCUGCUAGCAGCAAGAGCAGCAGCAGCAGCAGGAGCAGCAAGGCUACAACAGCAGCAGCAAAGGCUAAGGGUAAGAGCACAUCUGCUGCUGCUGCUGCUGCUAAGAAACCCACUACAACUAAGAAGACAAUCAUGAAGAAGAAGGCACAGACUGCAAGAAAUGCAAAGACAUCGAAGUCUGCUGCUGGUGCUGCUGCAGCAGCACCUAAAGCCAAGAGCCCAGCUGCCCGUAGCAGCAGCAGCAGCAGCAGCAAAAAGAAACAGGCAGCCGCAGCGGGAAGCAAGACAACCCCACGCAGCAGCAAGCCUGCAGCAGGGCCCUCAAAAGCCAGCCCUAAGAAGCAGCAGCAGCAGCAGCAGGAAUCAGGGAAGAAAGCAGCAGCAGCUGCUGCUGCGAAGCGCAAUAAGAGCGCCAGCCCGCGAAAGAGCAGCAGCAGCAGCAGCAGCAGCAGCGCGAAGGGCAAGAAAUAA
This is a messenger RNA of Eimeria acervulina, 3546 nucleotides long. RefSeq names its product regulator of chromosome condensation, putative. Gene Ontology annotation, molecular function: guanyl-nucleotide exchange factor activity. Lineage: Eukaryota; Apicomplexa; Conoidasida; Eucoccidiorida; Eimeriidae. The coding region runs from base 1 to 3546 and encodes 1181 amino acids. Gene Ontology annotation, cellular component: cytoplasm. The transcript is spliced from 8 exons. The record is from RefSeq and is a predicted model, not a curated record.